Molecule: messenger RNA, 1821 nt
Organism: Brettanomyces bruxellensis
Lineage: Eukaryota; Fungi; Ascomycota; Pichiomycetes; Pichiales; Pichiaceae
Exons: 1
Coding region: 1-1821 (606 amino acids)
Biological process (GO): protein phosphorylation
Molecular function (GO): ATP binding; protein kinase activity
Source: RefSeq, a predicted model, not a curated record
AUGCUCGGAAAUAUUAAGAAUUAUCUUCAUGGGCGGGGACAACAUAAAAAUCUUAAUAAUGCUGCUGGUUUUGUUCCUGCUGAUCAGGAACCGCACACGUCAAUCGAUCAGACUACUGUAAAUGGAAAGAAUAUGACGGGACAACACGGGGAUGCUGAUUCUGUGCAUUGCAAUACUCAAGAUUUAGGCGUAUCAAGGCAAAGAAAUCAUUGGGACAAUCGCCAUCAUCACCAACAUUGCGAUUACUCUAAACUAGCCACCGAUUUGGUCAUGCAAGAGUCCAAGGCUGAGGAGAAAAAUCGUGAGAAGAGUAGGCAAUCCAUUAGAAGAUAUAAAAUUAUGGAGAAACUUGGCGAAGGUGCAUUUUCUAAGGUGUAUAAGGGAGUCAACAUAGAAACAGGUGAAAACGUGGCCGUGAAGGUUAUACAAAAAUACCAAUUAGAUGAGAAGCAAAGAGCAUCAGUACUCAAGGAAGUUGCACUGAUGAGAAAAUUGGAUCAUCCGAAUAUUGUCAAAUUUCUUGAUUUCAUAGAAAACGAUCAAUUUUAUUAUAUUGUACAAGAACUUUUAGAAGGAGGAGAACUUUUUAACCAGAUUGUCAAGUACACAUACUUUAGCGAAGAUUUGGCACGCCAUGUGAUUAUCCAGGUUGCUGAGGCGUUGCUUUACUUACAUGAAUCUGCUGGAAUAGUUCACAGAGAUCUCAAACCAGAAAACAUAUUCUUUUGCCCUAUUCCUAUAAUACCAUCGCAUUCAAGAAAACUACGUCGAAGCGAUGAUCCCAACACAAAACUGAGUGAAGGAGAAUUCCGAAUGAAUUAUGGUGGUGGGGGGAUCGGUCUGGUGAAAAUAGGUGAUUUUGGACUUUCCAAACAACUUAUUGCCAAUAACUCCCUGAAAACACCAUGUGGUACAAUUGGCUACACAGCUCCAGAAAUUGUGAAGGAUAUGAAGUAUUCGAAGCAGGUUGACAUGUGGGCAUUGGGAUGCGUAUUAUACAUUUUACUUUGCGGAUUUCCGCCAUUCUUCAAUGAUAAUAUCGAGGAAUUAACAAAUAAGGUUGCUAGAGGUGAUUACGAGUUUCUUUCACCAUGGUGGGACGAGAUAAGCAGCGGUGCUAAGAGAUGUGUCUCAAAGCUAUUGACUGUGGAUCCAAAUGAUCGAUACACAAUUACGGAGUUUUUGAAUGAUCCGUGGAUUAUGGACUUUUUGAAGCGCUCAAACGAAAGCAGGCAGCAAGAGACCAUCAAGGAGCAAGAGCAGACAGUAAGUAUGGAAACAAGCAGAGAUAGUAUCAUGUCCGACACAACGAAGUCGCUGCAAAGCUCUGCUGUGGAGAGCUUUACUGAAAUUCCUCCUCUUAACAAUAACAAUUAUGCAUGGGCUACAGGAAACACGCUUCCGAGAUAUGAAUCUAAUUAUGGCAUAGAUGAUAUCCCAAUUAGAAACAAACAUUUGGAUGUGACAAAAAAUAUAGGCGUUGUGAAUGGUAAAAUACACGAGACUACUGAUCUGUUCUCCCCGGCUGUUAUCGCGAUGAAGGAAGCGUUAGAUAUUAGUACGGCGGCUCAUAGACUUAAUGAGGAAAAUAAACGGGAAAAGGAUGGAAAUAUAUUUAACGUUGGAAAACUGAAGACCGUUUCCGAGAGUGGGUCAAGCAAUACAAGUGCUUCUGCCCCAUUAACAGGUAGACCCUCAGACAAGCAGUUUUUGAAGAUUGAGGGUGAAAGUGGAAUUCCUCCCGGGUUGGGAUCUUUCAAUCUGAAAAUAGAGGAGUCAUCUAUUAUACGCAGAAGACGUCGCAAAGCGUUAGCUGCUUAA